AUGGUUGGAGAGGACCAGCAAGUCUUCAAGCACUUGAAAUUUUAUUUCUUCCCAAACACUGAAGCGAAUCCUGCCCGACGCAUGCGCAUUACCAAAGCUCGCCAGUUCGGAGCAACAAGAAUCGAAGAGUGGAACAAUGAUAGCGUUACCCAUGUGAUCAUGGAUCAAGCAUUUACAUUGGAACAGCUUCUCAAGUUUCUACGGAUCGAUCAGGUUCCCUCAAAUGUCAUAUUGGUCAACGAGAACUACCCAGCGGAUUGCGUUGCACAUCUCACUCUGCUUGAUCCUACGUGGCCACAGUUUGCAGUCAAGGGCGUCGAACCUGCACCGGCGAAGCAAGGGAUACCUGCCGUCGUACCUCAACCACAGCACAAAUCACCAGAGUUGAAGCCGCCUGCUCGAGCUUCGAAGCGGAAAUCGCAAGCAACGCCAGAUGAAAGAGAGCAUAUCGCCGGCACCACGUCGCCAGUCACUUUGCCUCAGGUCGAUGCAGAAGAGGGUCCCGGCGUUUCGAGCACUACGAUAUCUAGCAGUGAAGAGUUCGACAAAGCGAUUGCGACCGCCAAGGCACUUGCUCAUGUUUCCCUUGAUGAGGAAGAAGACGCCGACAGCCGCCGCGAUAGCAUCGACGGCACCACGUCCGGCGACGACCAUGACGAAGCGGAAGCGGAAGUACCAGCGGAGGAGUCCUCAGGAUUGAAGCUGCUCAAUCAGAGAAAGACCAAGUAUCAACGGUACCAGGACAAGUUUCAGUGCAUGCAGAAAAACACAGGCGAAAAGAAAGGUUCGCCUAACCUCGCGACCAUCGAGAUCCUGGAACAGAUGGUCAAGUAUUACACCGACACAAGAGACGAGUGGCGCUCGCGUGCCUACAGACAAGCUAUAUCGGUACUACGGAAGCAUCCGACGAAAGUCAUGACGAAGGAAGAGGCACUAAAGCUACCCAAGGUUGGCGAGCGUCUUGCUGCGAAGAUCGAAGAGAUUGCAGUCACGAAUAGGCUUCGUAGGCUGGACAAUGCUUUGGCUGAGCCGUCUGACGCUAUCCUGCAGACGUUUAUGGGGGUGUAUGGUGCUGGUCGGGUGGUUGCCACGAAGUGGGUGGACCAAGGAUAUACCACACUCGACGAGCUGAGCAAGAAUCCCGACUUGACCACAAAUCAACGGAUCGGGCUGGAACACUACGAGGACUUCCAGACUCGCAUUCCUCGCGCUGAGGUAGCGCAACAUGGUGAGGUCGUGCUCAAAGCCUUGCACAAAAUCGAUCCGACAUUUGAAGUCAUCAUUGGAGGUUCGUAUCGACGUGGUGCGAAAGACUCGGGCGAUAUCGACUGCAUCAUUACUCGCCCGAACACGGACAGUACGCAUCUCCGCGCCGUGGUGCUGGAACAGUUGAUCCCUCAACUCGAGUCCAAGAAGUUUCUCGUCGCUAGCCUCGCCGCGACAGACAAAGACGACGGAAGCAAAUGGCACGGCGCAUCGUGUCUUCCCGGCGCAACAAUCUGGCGUCGCAUCGAUCUGCUUCUCGUGCCUUCGGAUGAGCUCGGCGCGGCUCUGAUCUACUUCACGGGUAACGACAUCUUCAAUCGGUCGAUGAGAUUGCUCGCCAGCACGAAGGGUAUGCGAUUGAAUCAGAGAGGGUUGUACAAGGAUACGAUGCGAGGACCAAAAAGGGUCAAGAUCACGGAGGGGACCUUGGCUGAAGGAAAAGACGAGAAGCGCAUCUUUGAGAUUCUCGGUGUACCAUGGCGGCCGCCUCAUCACAGGAUAUGCUGA
Messenger RNA from Zymoseptoria tritici IPO323, 1773 nucleotides. It is a transcript of the gene POLX1, whose product is annotated as DNA polymerase beta-like protein. Gene Ontology annotation, biological process: double-strand break repair via nonhomologous end joining. Lineage: Eukaryota; Fungi; Ascomycota; Dothideomycetes; Mycosphaerellales; Mycosphaerellaceae. The transcript has a single exon. Bases 1 to 1773 code for a protein of 590 amino acids. The record is from RefSeq and is a predicted model, not a curated record. Gene Ontology annotation, molecular function: DNA-directed DNA polymerase activity; DNA binding. Gene Ontology annotation, cellular component: nucleus.